Messenger RNA from Ipomoea nil (Japanese morning glory), 447 nucleotides. RefSeq lists its product as uncharacterized. The record is from RefSeq and is a predicted model, not a curated record. The transcript has a single exon. Gene Ontology annotation, molecular function: nucleic acid binding; zinc ion binding. NCBI's taxonomy places the organism in Eukaryota, Viridiplantae, Streptophyta, Magnoliopsida, Solanales, Convolvulaceae. Bases 1 to 447 code for a protein of 148 amino acids.
AUGCAUAAUCACAAUGCGCGUCCAACUGGCGCUGCACCUGUGCCUGAAACACACACUGUUGCCCAGCAGAGCAAUAAUCAACGGGGUCGAGGCCGGGGAAGGGGGAAAGGUCGUGGUAGGGGCCCAAAGCGAGGUGGCAGAGGGGGAGUUAGCGGUAGUGACUCCUGUCCUCAGAACAAGCAAACUCAAAGUAAUAGACCAAACAAGUCACAACAGAACUACGGUCAGUCGCAGCUAUGUUAUAAAUGUGGUUGCAAAGGACAUUGGUCUAGGACAUGCAGGACUCCUAAGCAUCUGGUCGAGGCUUACCAAAAGAUGCUCCAGCAGGAAGGAGGACAAAAGAAGAAAGAUUCUGGGCAAUCAUCUUUGCCUGAAGCAAAUGCCCUCAUCUUAGGGAAUGAUGACCUGCUAGGCGAUGAACUAGCUGAUUAUGGAGAUCAGGAGUGA